AUGAAGACUUCUAUGGGUUUAUCACCCUUUCAGUUGGUGUAUGGGAAAGCAUGUCACUUGCUAGUGGAGAUGGAGCAUAAAGCUUUGUGGGCUUUGAAGUUUUUAAAUUUUGAUCCUCAUGAAACUCAAAGCAAACGUAGAAGGCAACUAUUAGAGCUUGAAGAGAUGGGGUUACAUGCAUAUGACUCAUCUAGAAGUUAUAAGGAAAAGGUAAAAUUUUAUCAUGACAAGAAGUUGAUAAAGAGAGCUUUCAACCCUAGGCAGCAGGUGUUAUUAUUUAGUUCAAGGUUGAAGUUAUUUCCUGGAAAAUUGAAGUCAAAAUUGUCGGGGCCUUUCAUAAUAAAGCAUGUACAUCCUCAUGGAGCAGUUGAGUUGGUGAAUCCAGCUGCUAGUGAUCCACAGAAAAGUUGGGUGGUGAAUGGUCAAAGACUUAAGCAUUACCUGGGAGGAGAAGUGGAACAACUUUCCACGAUGAUGAAGUUGGUGGACCCUUAA
This is a messenger RNA of Vigna radiata var. radiata (mung bean), 495 nucleotides long. RefSeq lists its product as uncharacterized. The record is from RefSeq and is a predicted model, not a curated record. The coding region runs from base 1 to 495 and encodes 164 amino acids. NCBI's taxonomy places the organism in Eukaryota, Viridiplantae, Streptophyta, Magnoliopsida, Fabales, Fabaceae. The transcript has a single exon.